Molecule: messenger RNA, 1467 nt
Organism: Xiphophorus maculatus (southern platyfish)
Lineage: Eukaryota; Metazoa; Chordata; Actinopteri; Cyprinodontiformes; Poeciliidae
Product: gastrula zinc finger protein XlCGF8.2DB-like
Exons: 3
Coding region: 178-1344 (388 amino acids)
Source: RefSeq, a predicted model, not a curated record
GAAGUAGUUGUCUACUAGCAGCAAACGAUAGGUGGACAAAAACUUUCGUUUCCUUAUUCAGUGUGAAAUGUUCGUGUUCAGUCAGCUUUCCGGGUGUGUUAGCUUAGCCUGUUAGCUGGAUGCCGACUGGAAAGCAGCGAGUUCAAGACUUCAGCGUUGGAGGAAAGAAACUCAGAGAUGGCGGAACCGGUACACAACGCCCAGCAGUUGUUGGAGAUCAAAAAGGAGGAGAAGUGGAGUCCGAGACCAGACCAGGAGGACCAGAAACCUCCACAGAUUAAAGAAGAACAGGAGGAGAGUGAGAUCACCAAGUUUAUAUUCAAUCCAUUUCCUGUGAAAAGUGAAGAUGAUGAAGAGAAACCUCAGCUUCCAGAGCUUCAUCACAGCCAAACCAAGGAAAACAGAAAACUUGUUGGACCAAAACCAGAUCAAAAUUUAGAAUCCGGUACUGAAGAUACUUCUGAUUCUUCGUCAGAGACCUCUGAGACGGACAUCAGUGAUGGAAACUGGGACAAGAGCAGUGAAGCUCAGUCAGGUUUGGGGUCUGGAACCAAUAACACAGAUCCAGUUUGUGAGAAAGGUAAAAAGUUAUACCACUGCUCUCAGUGUAGGAAAAUAUUUGUCCACAGAGGCAAUUUGUUAGAACACAGAAGAAUCCAUACUGGAGACAAUCUUUACCACUGCUCAGUUUGUAACAAAUCUUUUCCUUCAAAAACUAAUUUAAUAGAUCACACAAAAGUUCACUCUCAGGAUAGACCUUUCAAAUGUUCUAUCUGUAAUGCAGCUUUUAAAAGGAAGAACAAUUUAAGACAACAUUUGAUAAUCCACACUGGAGAGAAACCCCACAGCUGCUCCAUCUGUAGCAAAACAUUUGCUUUUGAGGGAAACUUAAAACAACACAUGAUAAUUCACACAAAGAAAAGACCUUACACAUGUUCUGUCUGUAGUGCAGAUUUUAAAAGUAAAAACGCAUUACGAGGACACACAAAAAUCCACAAAGAGGAGAAACCGUUCAGCUGUUCGCUCUGCAGCCGAAGCUUCCGCCGUACGUCAUAUCUAACUGCUCACAUGAAAAGUCAUUCUGAAGAAAAACCUCACACCUGCUCUGUCUGUGAGGCAGCUUUCAAGAGGAGACGUGGUUUAAUGGAACAUAAACGAAUCCAUGGUGAUGAGAAACCUUACAUCUGCUCUGUUUGUAAGAGAGCUUUCUUGAAGAAACACACUUUAGUAGAACACACAAGAAUCCAUUCUGGAGAGAAACCUUUCAGCUGUUCGGUCUGUAAGAAGAAGUUCAAGUGGAGAAACACAUUAAAGAAACACUCAAGAUACCAUAAGGAUGAAUAACUACCAAUUGUACAGACUGUGGUCAAAUCUUCAGCCAGUUUCACAAUUACUUUAAAAGGGCAAUGUUAUGUAUUUUCAGACACAUUCUUUCUGACAUUUUUUUUGUAUUUCUGCUCUAUGUAU